GUGACCACGCGAAAGGUCCGAUCUUCGUUCUCCGGUCUUCUGGCGAAGUCGCUAACAGUUCGAUUCUCCAUCUAAAUAAUAGCAUCCCCAUCAAGACCGUCAAUCAAAAGGAUAACAGAACGAUAACAGAUCGACGACCCUCACGGCCGACACACAAUCAGCGGUCGGGUUUCAGAGAGUUCGUUCUCCUGCAGAACAACAUCCUGUCCGAUGAGCUGAGCGUCCACCGGACCCGCCCAUGGACCUGACCCCGGACCCGACCACGUACCAGACCCUGGACCCGACCCAGGGUCCGGCCCAGCUACCCCGGGACGGAGGAGCCGGAGGCGGGGCCGCCUGGCUGGUGAGGAAGGCGCGGCUGGCGGUGGCGCUGGCGGUCAUCAAGUCCCGCCCCCCCGGGCUGAGUGGCAGGCAGCAGGCGGAGGCUCUGGCCUCGAGGAUGAGGAGCAGAGACGCCGGGCUGAGGAGCAGAGGCCAGGAGCUCCAGGAGGAGGUGCUGCGUCUGAGGCAGCAGCUGCUCCUCGCCAAGAUGGCCGCCCAGAGACGGGACGUGGGCGGAGCCUCAGGUGAGGAUGGUUUCCUGCCCCAGGACCUGGGGGUCCCUGCUGAGGAGGAGGCCUCCAUGGUGGACUCUGAGUCCCUCCUGCCCCACGUGGACCCGGUACACCCCGUGGUCUCUGGGGGUCCACACACAGACCCUGUACCCCCUGCGGUCCCCGUGAACCCCCAGACCCUCUCCUCGGCACCCCCCAGGUGGUUCCCCCCGCCCCAGACCGCCUCUCCCCGGGGGGGGUCCAUGCAGGGCCACAUGCGGUUCCUCCAGAGCCUGUGUGGGCUCCGGCGGGCCGCGGACAGGGGGGGCGGCGGGGGGGGGGCCCCGGGGCCCGCCUGGUCCGGCCCCCAGCAGGAGGGCUCUGCGGUGAUGGCCGAGUCCCUCAGCCAGCUGCUGGGCUCGGUGGUGGCGGCGGCGGUGUGUCCGGCGGACCCCCCCGCGCUGCCCUCGGGGGCCCUGGUCCUGGAGGCCUGCCGCGUGCUGGCCGGGGCCACGGACGCCGGGGGUUUGAACCGGCAACCCUUGUUCGUGACGGAGGUGGAGGGGUCCCUGAAGGAGCUGGUGGGGCUUCUGCUCAGCGCAGAUCGACUCGGCAAGGGGGCUGUGAGCGGGGACCACCUGACGGAGGUCCUGGUCCUGCUGGGGGAGAGCCGCCUCCUCCGGCCCGUCCUCGUCCGCCACCUCCUCUCCCUGCUCCGCGGCCUGGCCCAGCGGCUCUGUCACCUGUGCCAGGUGGAGGAACACCUGGAGCCGGAGGACGAGGUCCUCCACCUCCACGAGAACUCCUUCCACCUCUUCUGGCUCCUGGAGCGGCUGCUGCAGCCGGGGGUGGAGGGGGCCCCCCAAGACUACCAGGGGGCAGGGGCCCCCCAAGACUACCAGGGGGCAGGGGUCCCCCAGGAACAGGGGCCCCAGGAAUGCUUGGGGGCAGGGGGGCCCCAGGACUGUGGGGGGGCAGGGGUCCCCCAGGACCGUGGGGCCUUCCAGGGGCCCCAGGGAGGGACCGAGCUCCAGGGGCCCCAGGAACGCGAGGCCUUCUUGGGGCUCCUCGGCCACAGCGUCCUGCUGCUCUCCGAUGAGUUCCCGCUCUUUGCUCUCUACAUGUGGCGGAUCGGGGCCCUCCUGUCCUGGUCUUAG
Molecule: messenger RNA, 1690 nt
Organism: Gadus chalcogrammus (walleye pollock)
Lineage: Eukaryota; Metazoa; Chordata; Actinopteri; Gadiformes; Gadidae
Gene: mei4
Product: meiosis-specific, MEI4 homolog (S. cerevisiae)
Exons: 5
Coding region: 239-1690 (483 amino acids)
Biological process (GO): oogenesis; spermatogenesis; DNA recombination
Cellular component (GO): lateral element
Source: RefSeq, a predicted model, not a curated record